Messenger RNA from Aspergillus nomiae NRRL 13137, 1170 nucleotides. RefSeq lists its product as uncharacterized. The coding region runs from base 1 to 1170 and encodes 389 amino acids. The transcript is spliced from 2 exons. The record is from RefSeq and is a predicted model, not a curated record. NCBI's taxonomy places the organism in Eukaryota, Fungi, Ascomycota, Eurotiomycetes, Eurotiales, Aspergillaceae.
AUGCCUGGCAAGCGUGCUAAUUCAGCCUCUGCGGCGCAGCCCCGUCCGGCCAAGAGUCCCAAGACCGAUAAGAACAGCGGCGACGCGUCCUCACAGCCACCGCCGCGGAGCAAGCGCUGGUCAAAGGCCUGCGUCUCUGCCAACCUAGACGCCGACUAUGCUAAGUUCGUGGCAGAAGACUAUGAUCAUGCCUUUUCGUAUGUCUGCUUUUGCCCACCCUCUAGUGCGACCGAUGAGGAAGACGACGACUGGGAGACAGCGAGCUGUGCAAAUGAGGAGCCUGAGGACUCAGCAGAAGAUAUCAAGUCAAAGCCCAAAUGCGAUGGCGGCAAAAAAUGCUUUUGCCAGAAAUCUCCCGCAGGUCAUCCCGGAUAUCCGUGGGUGGCUUCACGUGCAGGCGUGCGGAAGUUCACAAACCAGCGUGUUCAUGCGGAUAUACGCUGCCCGGACUUUUUCGAUAUGUAUGUAUAUAAUGACUUCGCAGGUUUUGGUCUUGUAGAGGUCGCGCAAAACCUGGUCCUUGAUUUUGUGGAGGCCGAAGGCGACUGGAAAGAGCAGUGGGCGGUCUGUGAGGCUGUGGGUCUCUCCAUCAUGGGCGACAUGUUCAUGCCUAUAACACAAAUCGAAGAUGGAGAUCUCGCGAACGAUACAUUCUGUCUGCUUAUGGCGAUGUUCCUCACUAUGCUUCACAAGCUAGAGUCCCAGGAACUUCUUGGCCCAGAUUCGGAAGUCAAAAACCUGGGCUUGGUUAUGGCGCUGUACAUAUGUACAGCUUCCGACAUGCAUGACUACGGUAUUUGCGAAGGCAAUGACGAUAAGACGAACAAGGUUGCAGAGUUCUAUGAUGCAGACCACAAAAUUCUAGCCUAUGCUAAGAAAUACAACAUUGAGCUGCGCGGCCCGUCUAACAUCGACAGUUGUGUUGAAGACUUGGAUGAAGUUGAAUUACCCCCCGCCAAAAAGGACCCUUGGGGAUGGGCUGCUGUCCUUCAGCAGUAUGAGAAACUCCACGGAGAGCAGAGAAAGAAGCCUAAGAUUGGAGGAAUUCGACAUGACAUCACGGGGAUGAGCAGCGCAGAACGCCGGGGGAGCAGCUAUGACGGUAAAGACCCUCUCAAAAAGGCAGAGCUCGACAAAAUCAAGCAGGGCAUGAUUCUGCAAAUAGCCUAG